Sarcophilus harrisii (Tasmanian devil) is the source of this 3443-nucleotide messenger RNA. It is a transcript of the gene SLC19A2, whose product is annotated as solute carrier family 19 member 2. Gene Ontology annotation, biological process: transmembrane transport; vitamin transport. The coding region runs from base 262 to 1758 and encodes 498 amino acids. The record is from RefSeq and is a predicted model, not a curated record. The transcript is spliced from 6 exons. Gene Ontology annotation, cellular component: plasma membrane. NCBI's taxonomy places the organism in Eukaryota, Metazoa, Chordata, Mammalia, Dasyuromorphia, Dasyuridae. Gene Ontology annotation, molecular function: vitamin transmembrane transporter activity.
GCGAGGGGUGCCCGGGACACGUGGGGCCGCGGCGGAGGGAGCGGAGCGGGGCCGGGCCGUUCUCGCUCGUGGGCUGUGGACCGAGCUGCGGCUGACCCCGGACGCGUGGCCGGGGAGGCGGCGCGACCUUGGGCCCAUGAGCCGGGGCUGAGACUCGUGGGGCGGGAGGAGGAGGAGGAGGAGGAGGAGCGGGAGGAGCGGAGCAGGAGCGGGAGGAGCAGGAAGGGGUCGGGCCCGAGUCCCCGCCCCGAGGCUCUGCGGAUGGAUGUGCCGGCGCCGGGGGCCCGCAGAGCAGCGGCGGCCCGGGCCCCGGCGGCCACCAUGCUGCUGCGCACGGCCCGCGUCCCGCGCGAGUGCUGGUGCGUGCCCACCGCCCUGCUCUGCGCCUACGGCUUCUUCGCCAGCCUGCGGCCGUCGGAGCCCUUCCUGACCCCGUACCUGCUGGGCAGCGACAAGAACCUCACCGAGAGAGAGGUCUUCAAUGAAAUUUACCCAGUCUGGACCUAUUCCUACUUGGUGCUGCUGUUUCCUGUAUUCCUUGCCACAGACUACCUCCGAUACAAGCCUGUCAUUCUGCUGCAGGGAUUCAGCCUCAUUGUCACGUGGUUCAUGCUCCUUUAUGCCCAGGGACUGCUGGCCAUUCAGUUUCUAGAAUUCUUCUAUGGCAUCGCCACAGCUACAGAAAUCGCCUACUACUCCUACAUCUACAGCGUGGUGGACCUGGACAUGUACCAGAAGGUCACCAGCUACUGCCGAAGUGCCACCCUGGUGGGCUUCACGGUGGGCUCUAUCUUGGGCCAGAUCCUCGUCUCUGUGGCGGGCUGGUCUCUCUUCAGCUUAAAUGUCAUCUCCUUGACCUGUGUGUCGGUGGCCUUUGCCCUGGCCUGGUUUCUGCCCAUGCCACAGAAAAGCCUCUUCUUCCACCAUGUCAAUUCAGCCCACCAAGGGGUGAAUGGUCGAGUGCAGAAUGGCAGCGUCAGGAACACUCCAAACUCCAGUCAUCUUCCUGGGUGGGAGGACAUGGAAUCAAAAAUCCCUUUAAAUGUGGAAGAGCCUUCUUCGGAAGAACCGGAAUCCAAGCCAGACCGCCUGCUCGUGCUGAAGGUCCUGUGGAAAGAUUUCUUGGUGUGCUAUUCCUCCCGGCCUCUGCUCUGCUGGUCUGUGUGGUGGGCCCUCUCCACCUGUGGCUAUUUCCAAGUGGUGAACUACACCCAGGGUCUCUGGGAGCAAGUGAUGCCUUCUCGCAAUGCUGAUAUCUAUAAUGGUGGAGUGGAAGCAGUUUCCACACUGCUGGGGGCUGUUGCAGUGUUUGCGGUUGGUUACAUAAAGAUAUCCUGGUCUACCUGGGGCGAGAUGACGCUGUCUCUCUUCUCCCUGCUGAUUGCAGCAGCCGUGUACGUAAUGGACAAAGUGGAUAACAUCUGGGUCUGCUACUCAUCCUAUGUCAUCUUCAGAAUCAUCUACAUGCUGCUCAUCACCAUAGCAACGUUCCAGAUUGCUACCAACCUCAGCAUGGAGCGUUACGCCCUGGUGUUUGGUGUGAACACCUUCAUCGCCUUGGCGCUGCAGACUCUGCUCACUCUGAUUGUGGUGGAUGCCAGCGGUCUUGGUUUGGACAUCACCACUCAGUUCCUGAUCUACGCCGGUUACUUUGCCCUCAUAGCUGUGAUUUUCCUCAUUAACGGUGCAGUCAGUGUUAUGAAGAAGUACAGAAGGCGGCGGGAUACUGAGCCCGGCUCCCCAGUGACCUCAGCAUGACCGCCAGGGAGGAGGAGACUGACGCCUUAGACCCAAGCGCAGUGGCUUUUCCCACCGGUGCCUGUACGCAGAGUUCAUGGACUUUCCCUGAGUUAUAGGCAUAUAUUUAUGACAGUGUUUGAAUGUGCAUUUCACUGCUUCAGAGCCGCCACUUGUAAUCUGCAUUCUUGGUGUUACAUAUCUGAUCCAAGAACCGAUUUUACAGAUUUUUUUAUGUGAAAGAAUUUAAAGGAUGACUUUUUUCACCGUCUUAAGUCCACUUGCUAAAGUGAAAGCAUUUAAUUAGAAAGCAAAGGGUUUUUAAAGGUCACUCCCAUCCCUCCAUCCUGGGAUGGGACAUGCAUGGGCCCCGUGGGUCAGGGCUGGAUGGAGGUGUGCUGGGAUGGUCCGUACCUCUAUACCCCUUUACACCAUCCCUUCUUGGUUUUUGUCUACAUGUGUUCACUUGUUUGUGUAAAUGAUUGUUUCUAUCCCAAGUGAGCAUUAUUUGCUGUGGUUCUAUUCCCUUAGGAAUCUGUUUUGUGUGUUUAAAUUAUUGUUUUUCAGCUCACUUUAAGUGUGCUCUCAGAUGUGUGUGUGUGUGUGUGUGUGUGUGUGUGUGUACUUUAACCAGUGCAUCGCACAUUAUUCGUUCUGCUUCCCAGAGAAGCUCAGAUAGGUACAAAGAAUAGCAAGCUUGAAGUCUGCUAAACCACUACAUUGUCCAUUGCCAAAUGAACUGACUUUAUCAGAAAACUUUAAGGGACAAUUAAUCUUUUAGUUUGAAGGACUCUGAUUUUGCGAUAAAACCUAGAAUUACUUGUGGGCUGUGGUUACAAUCAGCCCAUCUCAUAUUUGUAGUCCCUUUAAUACCCUACACAAGAGGAAGACUUAAAAAUACCUUCUUUUCCUAUCUUUUUACUGUCUUUCUCUUAAUCCAGUGGGCACUCAAGACCAUUCCAAGGAAGUAUUUUUGUUUUGUUUUGCACAAAUGGGACCACAUAAUUUGUAAGAUAGGACUGGAAUUGACAGUUGGUUCUUUACCUGAAAUCUGCCGUUAAGUUCAGAAGUGGAUCAUCUUAAAGAUUUUAUUAAAAUUAGAAUCUUGAUAGCAGUUUCUAUUUCCAGGUUACAUGAAGGAAAAAACAAAACAAACAAUUGUUUCCAUUUGAUCUUGAAAUGUCUCCUCUGUGGCUGCCAAUGUAUGUGAAACAUUAUCAGUAUUUAUGUUAGAUUUUGAGAAGCCAAUCAAGUUCAGAUGGCAUUGCCUUAUUCCGGCUACCUUUGAGUAGCUGCUCUUUUUUUUUUUUUAGAAGGACAUAACUAAACCCCUAAGUAAUGUAGGAGCAGGAAAGAGUAGGGAUAAAUGAGUGGCAGCUUUUCAUUUCUUAUCAGGACAUAAACAAUUAGAUGAAUAUGACAGGUCAUUCCUAUGUCUUCCUUUAAGAUGAAGAUGGGCAGGGACAAGCUAGGGGGAGAAAGGGGUAAAUGAUUCCUUUGAAGUUGGUAACUGGAUUUAAGGGGUUCCUUACAUUAUUUUCUCUUGUGGGGAACCAUACAUUCUAAAACAAGUCACAGUUGUCACAGAGUGUUUUAGGUUAUUUUGUUAUGAUGAUAUAGAUUGACAUAAUCAAAAUGUCUGGCUACCAAAGCAUUAUUUUCUUAUUAUCUGAAUGUCAGAUAGACAACAUAAACCUUUAGUUAUA